AUGGCGAGUAGGGGCGAUCUUCUAGCAGAGUGCGCGCAGCAGCUUCGGUCGUCCAGCUAUGAGUUCGAGGUGCUGCUUGGGGCGUCGGUGACUAGCGUGUGGCAAGCUUUUGGACGACUUGUAGCUCGCCAGCUCAGUCAACGGAAGGGGGUGUCGCUGCAGCAGCUAGGGAAGUUCGGGUUCUACAAGGCGCCGACGUGCAAUAUGGCCGGCGCGCCAGUGUUCCUGCUGGCGGAUCGCUUCGCUUCAACGUACGGCGUCGUAUGGCGCCACCGUUCGUCACCUGCUCCGCUCACUGCGACUGCAGAUGUCCAUAUGGCUGCUCUCGGCAGCGACGCCGGGCUCGGAUCCGAUCAAACACGUCGGACAUUAGACGCCAUCCUCGCGUUCGUCGGUAAGAAGCUUCAGGGCGGGGACUAUGCGGGUAGAUUGACGCUUCAAGGGGUUGGAAGCUUCGCACUCGACGGGAAGGCGCUCUCGUUCACCUUCGACUCGACCUUACUUCGUUCAAUUACGCAGAGUGACCAAGUGGAGAUACCCCCGCCCUCCGCAGUGUUUAGGAAAAGCUCGAGCGGUGCACUAGAUAGUUUCCGAAAGAAAGCGUUGCAGCUAGAGGCAAGCAAAACCCACGGAGAUAGUGACAAGCCCACGAUGCAGCGCUCGCUCUCGGUCGAUAGCGCUCUCCAAGUGGUGCCCAGUGACAACAACUGUAACCCCGAGUCGGUGCCUCUUAACGGGCGGCAAAUACUACCGCGGUUCUUGAUCCCUGAGCCGCGUGUCCCUCACCAAGUCCUCAAAGCUCGCCCGGACCACGAAGAAGUCAUGCAGGCAGCGUUCCAGCGCGAGGUGGCCAACAUCGAGCAGGCGAAGCGCGUGGACGACCAGUUCAACGACAUGAUGGCGACUCGGCAGCGCGUGGUGCAGAUCCGCGACCUGCAGAAGCGAGCCGAGCAGUCCGUCGCCCGACGAGAGCUCAACGCCUUACUGAACAACCAGAUCGAGGAGAAGCGGAGUAGGUCGCGCCAGAAAUCCGCAAGUGGCCGCGACGACUACCGAGACAUCAAAAUCCUGCCACUGGAGCGCGAGAUGAGCGACGAGAUGAAACGCGCCGAGAAGCAGAAGCUCAACCAGAGACUGAACGAGCAGGUGGCAGCUAAGGACGCGCUCAAGAGAGACCGACGCGCGCUGGACCAGGUCGAGUCGGCGUACUUCAUCUCCAAACUCAAGCUCCAGGACGACGUCGACCGCCACGAGCUGGCGGAGCGGAAGCGCGUCGAGAAGGAGGCUCUACUCGCCGGCUGGAGUCGGCAGAAAGCCAUCCGCGCGCAGAAGAAGACGCUGCACGUCCACAUCCGCUGA
This is a messenger RNA of Phytophthora sojae, 1359 nucleotides long. RefSeq lists its product as hypothetical. The record is from RefSeq and is a predicted model, not a curated record. The transcript has 2 exons. Bases 1 to 1359 code for a protein of 452 amino acids. NCBI's taxonomy places the organism in Eukaryota, Oomycota, Peronosporomycetes, Peronosporales, Peronosporaceae.